This is a messenger RNA of Helianthus annuus (common sunflower), 1677 nucleotides long. Its product is annotated as malate dehydrogenase, mitochondrial. Lineage: Eukaryota; Viridiplantae; Streptophyta; Magnoliopsida; Asterales; Asteraceae. Gene Ontology annotation, cellular component: mitochondrion; cytoplasm. The record is from RefSeq and is a predicted model, not a curated record. The coding region runs from base 231 to 575 and encodes 114 amino acids. Gene Ontology annotation, molecular function: L-malate dehydrogenase (NAD+) activity. The transcript is spliced from 4 exons.
ACCCCUAAAUUUCUUUUCCCUCCAUAUGUUGAUUCUAAACCCUAACCUCUCCUCUUUCUCCUCUCAAAUCCCCCACCCACAACUUCAAUCUGUUUCUCAUGCUACCUCUCUAUCAAUUUCAAAAUCUUUGACCCACCAGCUAGCUUUAAUCUGACGACCACGACAAGCUUCGACGUGCUGGUGGCGGGUGAUGAUGGUUGUUGCAUUGGAGAUGUUACUCAUUUCAACGAAUGCUGCAUUUUGAAACGUUAUUCUCAACAUUUUCUUGUGAUUUUACAGAGUUUGUUCGCAGAGUGAUGCGUUGUUUCUCCUGCUGUUUCAGAAUCAGAGAUGAUAAUCACACUCAGGUUAAUCGCUUCUCUCAGCCUAUCACUGCAAUUCGUAAGGAGACUGUAGAUCCUCUAGCUAGCAGUUGCGUGUGGUCUGUACUUGCUCACGAAGGCUACACGAUAGUUGCUCUAACAAAAAGAACUCAAGAUGGUGGCACAGAUGUUGUGGAGGCAAAGGUUGGAAAGGGUUCUGCUACACUCUCAAUGGCGUACGUGAAAGAUAGACGAAUUCAUGAAUCCUUUUAGUGAUAUGUAUGCCUUUGCUGGAAACUCUGGAGAUGAUACUUCUAGCAACACCAAUGAGAACACUCCGAAUACGAAGAAAACUGUCUUUGACACCUUAGGCGUGGAGAGUGCAUACGGAACAUAUAAUAAACCUCCAAAGUUGAUGGCGAUCGAAGAGUAUAGUCGGUGGGCCAAGAAAUUUGAAGAAUGGUUAAAGGCAUUUGCGUAUCUCAGCUGGAAAAGUCUAAAGAAUGGAUACAGUGAUGGAGGGCAAAAUGGUGAAAAUUUGACAGCAGCUGAAGAUAUAGAGAGUUUUGUUACGGAGCAAAAGUGCAUCGCAUUGCUGUUUCAGUCUGUCAGGGAAGACAUAAUAUCUCUGAUUGAGUACAAAAAUUCUACAGCUCUCUGGAAAAAGUUAGAAGUGAAAUGUUUGGAAGUGCUGAAAUAGUAAAAAACAAAAAGAAACUGUUGAGAAAAGAGUUUGAUUUAUUCAGAUGUUUAAAAAAUGAAUCUGUUUCUAGAAUGAUUGAGAGGUUCGGGCACUUGAAGUUGGAGCUGGCGAGACAUGGGAUUGUAUAUUCUCAAGAAGAUUUAGUCGACAAAUUGUUUGACUCGUUGCCAGAUGAGAUGGAUUGUCAAUACUUUGCAUUAAUGUUGAAGAAUACCAUCAAGCCACCAGAAGUGUUGACUGUAGAUUUGCUUAUUGAAAGACUGGAGAGUCACGAGCUAGAGAUAAAGAAAUCUUACAAAGUCAAUCAUUCUUCAUAUCAGCAGAAUUUGGAUUUGUAUUAUCCAAAAAGCAUGACUCCCAAGAAUGCGUCUCCCAAAACAGCUUUCUCUGCUAAAAAUUCCAACACAUCCAGCAAAGAGAGUUCAAGCAGUGGAUUUCACAGUGGUUCUUCGUCAACCUCAAGCCAAUCAGCUGCAAAGAACUUAUUUCAGUGCAACAUCGCAGUGGAUUUAAAGAACGCUCAAAACUUCAGUGAGGAAUCUGCAAAGCAACAGAUGGUUUUCUUAGCUUCUUUGCUAGAGUCGUAUGAGUGCCUUGUGGCAGGCAAGAUAGGCAACACCAACCUAACAAAGGAAGACUAUGAUCAAAUAGACCCUGUGGAGAUGGAAUUGA